AUGAUGGAUCGAUGGAGUCCAGUGCGAGAGACAUGGCUGCUGUUGAUGCUCGUCUCCGUGUUUCACACCUCAAGUGCAGUCAUAGCAACGAUGCGUGAUCUGAAACGUAAAGAUAAGCUGGUGGAAGCCGCCGGGGACGCGUACGGGAAAACUCUUUCUCUGGCCGUCCUGGACGUCUGCACCGAUGAGUCCGUCAAACAGUGUAUUAACGGCAUCAAAGACAGACACGUGGAUGUCCUCAUCAAUAAUGCCGGUAUCGGCCUCGUGGGUCCGAUAGAGAGCAUCCCCAUCGAUGAGAUGAAGAAAGUGUUUGAGACCAACUUCUUUGGGGUGAUCCGCAUGAUCAAGGAGGUGAUGCCUGACAUGAAGAGAAGGAAAGGAGGACACAUCAUUGUGGUCAGCAGUGUGAUGGGGCUGCAAGGUGUGGUGUUCAAUGACGUGUAUGCAGCUUCCAAGUUUGCGAUGGAGGGCUUCUGUGAAUGUUUGGCUGUGCAGCUUUUGAAGUUUAAAGUCACAAUGUCAAUGAUUGAGCCGGGCCCGGUGCACACAGAAUUUGAGGCAAAAAUGAUUCAGGAUGUGCAGCAGAAGGAGUUUCCCGGAGCAGAUGCUGACACGGUGAAUUACUUCAAGAACGUUUAUCUUCCUUCAUCUGUGGACAUCUUCGAGACACUGGGACAAACGCCUGACGACAUCGCCAGAUGUGUCAAGAAAGUGAUAGAAGCAAGCAGCCCGCGUUUCCGUAAUCUGACCAACCCUUUGUACACGCCCAUCGUAGCGUUGAAAUACGCCGAUGAAACAGGAGGCCUGUCUGUCCAUGCCUUCUACCACAUGCUCUUCAACCUGGGUCCACUGAUGCACGUCAGCAUGACCGCCAUGAAGUACCUCACCUGUGGAUGUCUGAGGAGCAGGACCAUUUCACCAAACUAGAAAUGUAUUAUGGGAACACUAGAACACAAUUUACCGUGGCACGUGUUAUCAGUGUAAAAAACAAAUACAUACAUAAAACGUUUAUCUUAUUUGAACUGCCAUAUUUGACUCUGCAUAAAUGCAGUCUGUUUUGUUAUGAAGUCUUGUUUAUCCUCUCUUUUUUGUAUAAGAUUGUAGCUUAUGUACGUAUAGGUGCCACACCUGAGUUCAAUUAGGUUGAAAUACUUCAACAUCUAAAAUGGUUUUAGCCCAGGGGUGUCCAAACUACGGCCCGGGGGCCAUUUUGAAUCGGCCCUCAGCAAAUAAA
Messenger RNA from Notothenia coriiceps (black rockcod), 1234 nucleotides. RefSeq names its product retinol dehydrogenase 8-like. The coding region runs from base 1 to 927 and encodes 308 amino acids. Gene Ontology annotation, cellular component: cytoplasm; cytosol. The record is from RefSeq and is a predicted model, not a curated record. Gene Ontology annotation, molecular function: estradiol 17-beta-dehydrogenase [NAD(P)+] activity; all-trans-retinol dehydrogenase (NAD+) activity. Gene Ontology annotation, biological process: retinol metabolic process; estrogen biosynthetic process. The transcript is spliced from 6 exons. NCBI's taxonomy places the organism in Eukaryota, Metazoa, Chordata, Actinopteri, Perciformes, Nototheniidae.